UUUAAACUCGGAUUAACGUUGGAGAAAACGGGCUGCGGGCAUAACGCUGUCAGCGUCCAAGUAGAAUGUACCCUAGGUUCAAAACUCAACUAGUAAAGCAGCAUCUUCGAUAGACCCAAAGAGAAUAAAAAUAUUUAUAAUAUAUAAUAAAAAACGAAAUAUACAAAGUGAGGUUAGAAAUUAUUGAUAUCUUGCGGCUAAGAAGUUUCACGAUAAAUCGAGAUGUUGAGUGCAUAUCGGAGAAGAAAAUCAUGUUAGAACCUGUUAGGACUUUAGUAUGUAAAAAGUGAAGCGUUUUCAUCGUUGCGAAAAUCACACACUAAUCCACCUAGUUUGCGCUGCGUGCUCUCUAUUUUUCAAAAUUCAGUCCCUGCUACAUCUCGUCGCCGUGUCAAACGUAACCCGAAGAAAAAAUAUUUUCAUUGCGGUCGUAACUCGUAUAGCUGACAAUAAAUUUUGAUAAUUGAUUAAUUGAAAAGUAGAAAAAAAAACAAGAGAACAAGGAGUUACUGUUCAACUCAAGAAAAAUGACGGCUGUAGUAUUUUUCACCGGAUGCAUAAACCUAGCAAUGCAUUUUCAUCCUGAAACAAGUUAAGAAUAAAAGACCUGGAAAUACUGAGAUCCAAAACAGAGAAAAAACAGCGGACCUCGUAUUACGAAAUAUUCGUAUCAAAAAACAAGCUUGUGAUAAGUAAACUGAUCGAAAAUCGAGAAUGGAUUGCCUCGUCCAAGAGCUGGAAGAUAUGAACAUUUUUCAAGAUGAAAUGCCCUGUUGGGCUAAGUGGAUAGGGUUUGUAUGCAGACUUUGGGUGCCAGAAAGACCCGUUGGUCUCGAUCGUCCCUGUGAGGAAAAAGAUUUUCGAGACUACAGAUCUACUGUAAAUCGAGAUUUACAAAAUAUUCGCACACGAUUGCUUAUCUUGAUACAAAAUCGUGAUUCUGAAAAAAUCAACAUAGAUGCAGAUGAGGAGUCUGUAAGAAACUUUGUGAUUUGCCUUUUGGUAUUGAUUGGCGAACACAGUGAAAAAAAUGUUUGGAACAAUGCAGAAUCUGUUUCUUUGGCCCAAGACCUUACUUCAGAGCUGUGCAAAUUUUGUCGAAGCCCUAAUUUGUCAAUUGUUCUUACAAUGAGCGACGAUAAAUUUCUUGCAACAUUGAUGGCUCUAAGACCAAAACUGUUGAAAGACACUUGGAAAAAAUUUCCUGCCGCUGUUGCUUGUUAUAAGUGGUUGCUGCAACAAGUGGGCGGACUCUACUUGUCUCCUCGGGCCCUUCAAAUCCUCCCUACAGCUCUUAUCAUCUUCGACGAUUUUGUACCCGAAAAUAGAAUCAUUGGUCUAGAAUGUAUUCGUUUGAUCCUCCAUGAUUCUGAGACCAGGCAGGAAUUGAUGAAAAAUGGAUACAUCGAUGUCAUAUACGAUGCUUUGGAGUGUCUAAGCCACCAAAGAGAUGUACGAUACAUAUUACCAUUGUAUGCUAGCCUUUCAAACGUUCUUGCAACAAUUGAUUCAUGUGCCAAUUCUAUGGAUAAUUUUGAGUGGACCAAACGUGACACAAUCAUAAUGGGUCUGCUGUCAAACAUGGAGUCAGAACAAAAUUUGGAACUUCGUUGUAGUUAUAUGUUGAGUUUACCUCAAUUGGUGACAAAUGUAGGCUGUGCCAAAUGGUUUGACUACUUGACGAGGAUACUCAGUGAAUAUUGCGAUCGUCAUAACGAUCUGAGGACAUUGAAAGCGACGUUGCAGGCAGCUCAAACCAUUCUCCCAAUGUUCCCACUGAGCGUUUUAAGGCGAUGUGAUACCCUGUACACCGCAUUUCUCAAGCUUCGCUGUGAUCUUACUGAAACUCCAGUAUUCGACCGAGAAAUAAAUCAACUAUUGGAUAAAUGCACACAUAUAAUUUACAAAGUAGCGCCGAACAUUGGUGCUACAAUAAUGUACGAUGAUCGAGUGCGAUCGAUUACAGACUACAGCUUUAAUUUCGCUUGUUUCGAUGACAAGUAUUGCAAUUGAACGAGCAAACACUAAAAGAACAAAUAGAUACCCGAAAAAAUACAAAACAGCAAAUAAAAAAAUCCGUACUGAAUACGCGAUUGCGCAGCCCCGAAUAAGAGAAUGAUAUCUCCGAGUGAAUCUGGUCGUUAGCGUAGUUUUUUUCCAUUAUAUUUUAGCCUGUGAAGCGUGUAGAAUAUUCUCAUUGUUUAUCUCCAGAGGCUCAUCCUCGUAUAGAUUAAAUAUUUUCUUUACAUUGUACUAACACAAUAAAGUGCAUAAAGUACAAUUAUUAUCAAA
This is a messenger RNA of Venturia canescens, 2292 nucleotides long. Its product is annotated as TELO2-interacting protein 2-like. The transcript is spliced from 4 exons. The record is from RefSeq and is a predicted model, not a curated record. The coding region runs from base 715 to 2013 and encodes 432 amino acids. NCBI's taxonomy places the organism in Eukaryota, Metazoa, Arthropoda, Insecta, Hymenoptera, Ichneumonidae. Gene Ontology annotation, cellular component: nucleus; cytosol; TTT Hsp90 cochaperone complex.